GUCGAAUACGAACAGGGAAUACUAUUCUGAGAUGCUCUAAAAGUUUGCCGUAAAACAACCAAGAGUCGCCAUGUACAAACACCCGAAUGCCACAUCCAGAUCAACAGCGGCUUAUUCUGCAACACUAGUACGCCACAGUCUAAGACAUGUAAAGCAUUAUGCGUCACCCUCCUCAUUCAUCAAACCCUACCACCCCCCUGCUCAUUGCAUCCAUCCCUUCACGAGAAUCCGAAGACGAUUCCCCAACCAACCACCAUGGACCUCCCCAUCCUAACCUUCGACUUCAAAGCAGAUGACUUCAUCGAAAUCCAACCCGAUCAAGCCGGGAUCCCUGAGGCAGGUCUAAUCCAUCGAUACCAAUCGCUCGCUCGUGCUGCAGUGAAGGCGCAGAAGAAGUCGUUGCGGGCUUUCCGGAAGAUGAAGACUGAGGAGGAGGAACUGCGGAGACGGCUUGAGACUGCGGAGAUGAGAGUUGAGGCUUUUGAGAGGUCUGAGUUUGAUGGUGACGAAUGUCGAGAACGGCUUGGUGGUGUAGAGAGGAAUACGCUUGAGCCUGACACGGCUAACCCGGAGCAGCUGCGACAGGAAGGACAUAGACUGGCUGAGACGAGCAGUGUUGGAGAAGAUUCUGGUACCAAGAUGCAAGAAGUCGAUGUUGUGAAGGCUGCUUUUCUUCCACACAACGCGCAUGGCAGUACCGCCUUCCCAGCCAACACAGAUGACACUACCCCAGACAAAACGUUGGUUCUAGACCUUACCAAAGAGAACGAAGCCCACGUUCUGACAAUCCGCGAGCAAGCAGCGAAAAUCCAAGAGCAAGCCGAAACCAUCCUCGCUCGCGACUCAACGAUACACAGCAUUAGCUCAACCAGCAAAAAAUUGGAAACCGACGUAGAGAAAUGGUUGAACAUAUACCUCGCACGGGAUGAGAAAUACAAGCAACUCCAGCAAACCCUCGACGUCGUUCUAGACUCACGCAACAAGCUGAUCGAGCGGCUCCUCGACUCCAACGGUGGGGUAUGCAUCUACAUCUGCCCGCGCGACAUGGCGCCUGAGCCCUCACACCACGACUUCAGCAACCGCCACGCCGUACAGCUAUACGACGAGCACAAAGAGAUGAAACAAACCUUAUCAGGACUAGACCACGUGUUCCAGCCACACGAGACGAAUGCGGAGAAAUGGGAGAAGACGCUGCCUUUUGCCGAAGCGGCGUUUGCAGAUAACCCCGGCCCGCAGAUUAUUCUUGCAUAUGGUUCAACAGGGUCGGGUAAGACGCAUCUCAUGUCUUCGCAGAAAGACACGUCGAUUCUGCCGAGUCUUCUGCGGUACUUGUUCGACGGGAAGGAGGCGCGCGAGACGGGGAUGAUAAUCGAGUUUCAGGCUAGCGCCGUGCACGCAUACCGCGGGAAGAUGUACGAUCUUCAGCGUGACGACGGUAGCGAGAUGGUGUUCCGCAGAGCAACAACGGGGACGAAAUGCAUGGAGCCCGUCACUCCGGCAAUCCGCACGGCAAUCCCCGUUCCCGAAUCAGGCAUGGGGACCUUCCGUAGGGUGACCUCCCGGCGCGACAAGCUCAACAGCAGCAACGCCGUAAACUCAAACUCGAGCCGCUCGCACUUUAUCUUCACCAUCCACGUGCGUAUCGCCCGGCGUGACGGACCAGCGCUGCCCCCGCGCGAAAUCUACAUCAUCGACCUGGCUGGGUCGGAGGCACCAACGGGCAAACCUGGAUCGGCCAUAUUCGAAGAAGGCACCUCGAUCAACGCGUCGCUGGGUAACUUCAAAGCCUUGCUAACAGCCGUGAUUGCGCAGAACCGCGCACUGCAGCACGACCCUAGUGCACAAAAGAAGGACGUCGAGAAGACGUGUAUGAAUCUUCUCAAUGACAAGUCGAAUCCGCUGUUGCUGUACAUGUUGAAGCCCUUGCUGGAUCAGCGGCGCAGGAUCCUGUUCUUCGCUUGCGUGUAUGGGUCGGGUCGGUAUGUGGAGAAUGCGAGGACGAUGAGACAGGUUGGGGAGUUGGUGGGGAAGAUGCCGGUGAAGGGGAAGGGUGGUGGUGAUCGGAAGAUAAUGAUGGGUUGAACAGUCGAGUUGUGUUGGUGGAACUGUUCAAUGGGGAAUGUGAUGAGGCGAGGCUUCUUGUGUGAUGGAGGCAUCUCUGUCGUGGCUGGAUGCAAGUAGUCUGUGAUGAGUAAGUAGUUGUGAAGUGGUGUCCUUACCUUGCGAUUUUGUCCUGACCUUUUUAACUUUCGGACAUGGUAAUACUGCCACACGACGAACAGUGUGCUGAUUGAGAAAU
This is a messenger RNA of Dothidotthia symphoricarpi CBS 119687, 2299 nucleotides long. Its product is annotated as P-loop containing nucleoside triphosphate hydrolase protein. The transcript has a single exon. Gene Ontology annotation, molecular function: microtubule motor activity; microtubule binding; ATP binding. Gene Ontology annotation, biological process: microtubule-based movement. The record is from RefSeq and is a predicted model, not a curated record. NCBI's taxonomy places the organism in Eukaryota, Fungi, Ascomycota, Dothideomycetes, Pleosporales, Dothidotthiaceae. Bases 256 to 2082 code for a protein of 608 amino acids.